AUGACGCGUCUCUCUCGAGUUUGGAGCUCUUACAACAAUGCCGCAAUUCCUCCUCGUCACGAGGCGACAGGAACAACUCAACUACCCCUAUCACGUAUCAAGAAGAUUAUCGGAACCGAUCAAGACAUUAAUAUGUGCUCUAACAAUGCCGCAUUUGUCAUUACUCUAGCCACCGAAAUGUUCAUUCAAUACAUGGCCGAAUCAGGUCACAAUGUUGUCAAGUCUGAACGCAAACCUCGCCGCAACAUCCAGUACCGCGAUCUUUCCUCCGCCGUCUCCCACAUUGACAACCUCGAAUUUCUCAGCGACAUAAUCCCACGCACCGUCCCACUCAAAGUCGUAAAAGCCCGCGCCAACACAGCCAACACCCUCAUGCAACCCCCAUCCACCAACCCACCUACUUCCCACCCCGCUCCACCACCACCAAAUCCCCUCUCCGGGCCCGCAACCACCCACGCCGGCCCCUCAGGCACAAACACUUUUCCCCCACCCCUCGACACCGCUCCACCCCGCGUUUCCGUCUCCGGCCUCCUAGACUCCGCAUCUGCAUCCCCCUCCAAUCCCACUCCCCCUCCAGCCCUCAACCAAAUCCAACCUCAAACUCAAACUCAAACCCAGACCCCGACCCCGACACAACCCCAACCCCAUCCAAACACCAUCCCCAUAAUCCACACUAAUGGUUUCACUCCCGCCAACGGGUUUACCCCCGCCAAUAAACCCCGGAAACAACAACAGCAACAGCAGCGGAGAACUAGUUCCGGUACAACUACAGGAGCAAGCGCCGAAGAAGAAGAUCCCAAUGCGCAAUUGAGGAUGGAAAGUCAAGCUAAUAGUGAUGAGCAAGAAGAUGUAGAGAUGAGUUAG
Sclerotinia sclerotiorum 1980 UF-70 is the source of this 864-nucleotide messenger RNA. RefSeq lists its product with no specific name. NCBI's taxonomy places the organism in Eukaryota, Fungi, Ascomycota, Leotiomycetes, Helotiales, Sclerotiniaceae. The record is from RefSeq and is a predicted model, not a curated record. Gene Ontology annotation, cellular component: nucleus; CHRAC. Bases 1 to 864 code for a protein of 287 amino acids. The transcript is spliced from 4 exons. Gene Ontology annotation, molecular function: protein heterodimerization activity.